ACUCUGAGCUCCUCCGACGUGUCCAGCUGGGACGCCCGACGCGCGCUCUCCGCGAUCGGGUCUCAGGGCACACGGUGCUGCCAAGAUGCUUGGGGGCCCCUGCUCCGUGCUUCUGCUCUGUGGGCUCCUGAGGGCCGUCCAUGCCCAGCAGCAGGAAGUCAUCUCACCUCCUGGUACCUCAGAGAGAAAUAACAACUGCCCAGAGAAGGCUGAUUGCCCCGUCAACGUGUACUUCGUGCUGGACACCUCGGAGAGCGUCGCCAUGCAGCCCCCCACAGACAUCCUGCUGUCCCACAUGCAGCAGUUCGUGCCGCAGCUCAUCAGCCAGCUACAGAACGAGCUGUAUCUGGGCCAGGUGGCUCUGAGCUGGCGCUACGGUGGCCUGCACUUCUCCGACCAGGUGGAGGUGUUCAGCCCGCCAGGCAGCGACCGCGCGUCCUUCACGCGCAGCCUACAAGCUGUGCGCUCAUUCCGCCGCGGCACCUUCACCGACUGUGCUCUGGCCAACAUGACGCAGCAAGUGCGGCAGCUGGGCGGCCGCGGCGUGCACUUCGCCGUGGUCAUCACCGACGGCCACGUCACAGGCAGCCCUUGCGGUGGCAUUAAGCUGCAGGCUGAACGCGCGCGAGAGGAGGGCGUGCGGCUCUUCGCUGUGGCCCCCAACCGCAACGUGAAGGAGCAGGGCCUGCGCGACAUCGCCAGCCCGCCGCUCGAGCUGUACCGCAACAGCUAUGCCACGAUGCUGCCGGACUCGUUAGAGAUCGACCAGGACACUAUCGAGCGCAUCAUCCGGGUCAUGAAACACGAAGCCUAUGGGGAGUGCUACAAGGUUAGCUGCCUGGAGAUCCCCGGCCCCCCCGGCCCCAAGGGCUACCGCGGACAGAAGGGUGCCAAAGGCAACAUGGGUGAGCCAGGAGAGCCUGGUCAGAAGGGGAGACAGGGAGAUCCAGGCAUCGAAGGCCCCAUCGGAUUCCCAGGACCCAAGGGUGUUCCUGGCUUCAAAGGGGAGAAGGGUGAAUUUGGAGCAGAUGGUCGGAAGGGUGCACCUGGCCUGGCUGGCAAGAAUGGGACUGAUGGACAGAAGGGCAAACUGGGACGCAUUGGACCUCCUGGCUGCAAGGGGGACCCUGGAAGCAGGGGUCCCGACGGUUACCCAGGGGAAGCAGGGAGCCCCGGGGAGCAAGGAGACCAAGGUGCCAAGGGGGACGCUGGCCGCCCAGGACGCAGAGGACCCCCAGGGGACAGCGGGGCCAAAGGCAGUAAGGGCUACCAAGGCAACAACGGAGCCCCCGGAAGCCCCGGUGUGAAAGGAGCCAAGGGCGGGCCUGGGCCCCGCGGACCCAAGGGCGAACCUGGGCGCAGGGGAGACCCCGGAGCCAAGGGCAGCCCUGGCAGUGAUGGAGCCAAGGGGGAGAAGGGGGACCCUGGCCCUGAGGGGCCCCGGGGCCUGGCUGGAGAAGUGGGGAGCAAAGGAGCCAAGGGAGACCGAGGAUUGCCUGGACCCAGAGGCCCCCAGGGAGCUUUUGGGGAGCCUGGGAAGCAGGGAUCUCGGGGAGACCCUGGUGAUGCUGGGCCCCGUGGAGACUCGGGACAACCUGGCCCCAAGGGAGACCCCGGCAGACCUGGAUUCAGCUACCCAGGACCCCGAGGAACACCUGGAGAAAAAGGCGAGCCUGGCCCUCAAGGCCCCGAGGGAGGCCGAGGCGACUUUGGUAUGAAAGGAAGACCUGGGAAGAAAGGAGAGAAGGGAGAACCUGCUGAUCCUGGUCCACCUGGUGAGCCAGGCCCUCGGGGGCCAAGAGGAGUCCCAGGACCCGAGGGUGAGACCGGCCCCCCUGGAGACCCUGGCCUCACGGAAUGUGACGUCAUGACCUAUGUGAGAGAGACCUGCGGGUGCUGUGACUGUGAGAAGCGUUGUGGCGCCCUAGAUGUGGUCUUCGUCAUAGACAGCUCUGAGAGCAUUGGCUACACCAACUUUACCCUGGAGAAGAACUUCGUCAUCAACGUGGUCAACAGGCUAGGGGCCAUUGCCAAGGACCCCAAAUCGGAAACAGGGACACGAGUAGGUGUGGUGCAGUACAGCCAUGAGGGCACCUUCGAGGCCAUCCAGCUGGAUGAUGAGCGCAUUGACUCCUUGUCCAGCUUCAAGGAAGCUGUCAAGAACCUCGAGUGGAUUGCGGGUGGCACCUGGACACCCUCUGCCCUCAAGUUUGCCUACGACCGACUCAUCAAGGAAAGCCGGCGCCAGAAGACACGUGUGUUCGCAGUGGUCAUCACAGAUGGGCGCCAUGACCCACGCGACGAUGACCUCAACCUGCGGGCGCUGUGUGACCGUGAUGUCACGGUUACAGCCAUCGGCAUUGGUGACAUGUUCCACGAGAAGCACGAGAGUGAAAACCUCUACUCCAUUGCCUGCGACAAGCCACAGCAGGUGCGCAACAUGACGCUCUUCUCCGAUCUCGUGGCUGAGAAGUUCAUUGAUGACAUGGAAGAUGUCCUCUGCCCAGACCCUCAGAUCGUGUGUCCAGAUCUUCCCUGCCAAACAGAGCUAUAUGUGGCACAGUGCACACAGCGGCCCGUGGACAUCGUCUUCCUGCUGGAUGGCUCCGAGCGGCUGGGUGAGCAGAACUUCCACAAGGCCCGGCACUUCGUGGAGGAGGUGUCACGGAGGCUGACACUGGCACGCCGGGAUGAUGACCCACUCAACGCACGCGUGGCACUGCUACAGUAUGGAGGCCAGGGUGAGCAGCAGGUGGCCUUCCCACUCACCUCCAACCUAACAGUCAUCCAUGAGGCGCUAGAGGGCGCCCGUUACCUCAACUCCUUCUCACACGUGGGCACGGGCAUUGUGCAUGCCAUCAACAACAUUGUGCGUGGUGCACGUGGAGGAGCUCGCCGCCACGCCGAGCUGUCCUUCGUGUUCCUCACGGACGGCGUCACUGGCAACAAUAGCCUAGAGGAGUCAGUGCACUCUAUGCGCAAGCAGAACGUGGUGCCCACCGUGGUGGCCGUGGGUGGUGACGUGGACAUGGACAUGCUCACCACCCUCAGCCUGGGUGACCGCGCAGCCAUCUUCCGAGAGAAGGAUUAUGACAGUUUGGCACAGCCUGGCUUCUUCGACAGGUUCAUCCGGUGGAUCUGUUAGCCCCACCGCGGGCCCUGCCUGUGUGUGGUCCCCUUACUCCAGUAGUCGGGUCCUGAGCCCACCUCCCGUCCACGGUGCUAAACAGACCCCUGCCUAGCGGUCUGGCCAGACUGCAGACUCAGGGUCCGCUGCCAGGAGGGCCCCUUGCGGGUGGGGGUGCAGGUCUCUGUGGAAGCUGGGAGGGGAGCUCACAUAGCCCAAGGCCUCCUACCUGCAGCUCCCAGCACCCCUAGCCACCCACUCAGGCUCUCUUCUCCAUCCUGCUCACACCACCCUGGACUUUCUCAUGCCACAUCUUGAGCUCCAAUAGCUGUAGACCCUCCACAGGCCCAGUUGGCCUCCCACAGCACUUGGGGUCCAUGCUGUAGCCCUUUUGGAAGGGUCCCUGCCAGCUCUCACCUGCCCUCCCUAGACCCCCUCCUCACCUGCCCCACCCCUGAGUUCUGAGGGUCCCCAGGCCUCUCAGUCCAAUAAAGGCUUUGAACCCAC
Molecule: messenger RNA, 3634 nt
Organism: Otolemur garnettii (small-eared galago)
Lineage: Eukaryota; Metazoa; Chordata; Mammalia; Primates; Galagidae
Gene: COL6A2
Product: collagen type VI alpha 2 chain
Exons: 28
Coding region: 86-3145 (1019 amino acids)
Source: RefSeq, a predicted model, not a curated record